Aspergillus puulaauensis is the source of this 1707-nucleotide messenger RNA. RefSeq names its product MFS transporter. The record is from RefSeq and is a predicted model, not a curated record. Gene Ontology annotation, biological process: transmembrane transport. NCBI's taxonomy places the organism in Eukaryota, Fungi, Ascomycota, Eurotiomycetes, Eurotiales, Aspergillaceae. Bases 1 to 1707 code for a protein of 568 amino acids. The transcript has 2 exons. Gene Ontology annotation, molecular function: transmembrane transporter activity.
AUGAAGACGCCAGAUCGGGAGCCAAUAAUCCCGAGGCGUCGCUCCUCGACCCUCCACUACCACACCUUUGACACACCACCGCCAAAGUCUCGCGGCAGACCCAAUUCUGGCCAGUCCGCUUCGUCAGGCGAGGACUCACGCCAUCCCCACCAUGAUACUCCAGAUGAAACUACAGCACAGUCUCCUCUUCCCAAAAAGCAGAUGAUGGUGCUGGCACUUAUCGCCUUUUGCGAGCAGACGGCCUUCAAUUCAAUCAGUCCCUAUCUUCCUGAUAUGGCGUCGUCGUUUCCCGAGGUGAAGCCGGGCAUGGUUGGUGUAUAUGUCGGAAUGAUUGGAACGGCCUUUGCGGUGGCGCAGCUCGUUACCAACUAUUUCUGGGGUUGGAUAUCGGAUCGAAUUGGACGGAAACCCGUCAUACUGCUGGGUACAAUCCUUACCGCGGUGUGUUUCGUCGCAUUCGGGUUCUGCAGUACGCUAUACCAGGCCGUUGCAGUGCAGGCGUUAAUGGGCGUGGUCAAUGGAAACCAGGGCCUGGUGUCCACCUGCCUCGGUGAAAUCACCGACAAGAGCAACCAGUCCAAAGCUUUUACCUACCUACCGGUUCUGUACGGCCUCGGUGGAAUUACUGGCCCUCUGCUUGGUGGCCUCCUUGUCAUUCGAGAGAACCCGUUCAAGAAAGGGGAGCCAAACCCAUUCCCGUAUCUUGCUCCAAAUCUGCUAUCCGCCGCAAUUUUAGUGAUAGACUUUGUUAUUUGCCUGAUAUUUCUCGAAGAAAGUCUGGAUGAUGCAGAUACCUUGCCUAAGUUCGGCAAGAAAAUCCGUGAGAUGUUUUCAUGGCUUUGGCAGAUUACCAGUUUUGGGCGGCGACCUCGCAGCGUUCGACCGAACCUUCCCUACCGUCUACUUCGCGAACAAUCGGCGGAAGAGCAUGACAGUGAUUUAGAUUCGGCUUCAGAAGUAUCCUCUGAGAACCACGGCCACGAGUCCCUGACACGGAGCGAGCUGCUUAAUCGUGAUACAGUCCUCCUGCUCCUGACAUACCUUAUAUUCGCUCUUUGCAACAUCGCCUUCAAUGCGCUAUUCCCGAUAUUCUCACAAGCUGCGCCCCCAAUCGGACGUGGUCUUACGCCGUCUGAAAUUGGCCUUGCACAGGGCUUCUCUGGUGCCGUAACUAUAAUUUUCCAGAUUUGCAUCUUUGGCCAGCUGCGGAAUAAGAUGGGUAACCGGUGGUCAUACCGAGUUGGUCUGUUUGGCUUCGUCGUCUCCUUUAUCCUCAUGCCAUUUAUUGGGUACAAGGGUAACGAUGCUGCAAACCAUGGAUUAACAGGUAAAACAACCUUGAUGGCUCUCGAGCUCUGUUUCGUCCUGCUGGUCAAGACGGUGGCAUCUGUCGGUGGGUUGACCAGCGCGCUCCUCCUGAUCACAAACUCCGCCCCGGAUCACGCUGUCCUAGGCUCCCUGAACGGCCUCGCUCAGACCCUCUCCGCAGCCGGUCGAGCCGUAGGCCCAUUCCUAUCAGGCAGCCUGUUCUCCCUUGCAAUGCGCAUCCAGCCAAAAGGCGAAGCAAUCCCAUUUGGCGUCUUCGCCGCUGUCUCGCUCGUCGGGUUCUUCCUUAGCUUCGGAAUCCAGGGCCGCUCCCUUGAAGCCGAUGGCUGGGAUAGCCAUGACAACGAGAGUACCAAGUCCGAUGAGGACGAGGAGACAUGA